Messenger RNA from Labrus bergylta (ballan wrasse), 2265 nucleotides. NCBI's taxonomy places the organism in Eukaryota, Metazoa, Chordata, Actinopteri, Labriformes, Labridae. The record is from RefSeq and is a predicted model, not a curated record.
UUGGUUAAAGACAAUUACAAAGUUGGCUUACUGUCAGCUGUAGAAUAUAUCAAGAAUUAGAGGACAUGUGUCCCAGCAGGACUUGAAAAACGCUGAAAGUCGUCCAUAUUGAUGCUUUAAACUGUGUGGACGGUUCUAUUGCAGGUUGUUUCCAGCUCACAGCAGCAACACCUGACCAUCAAAUGAUUAAAGUGACGGAAGGAUGAGGGCUUACAGUUUCAGCUCUGACACUGCCUUGCAGGUGUGUCUGCAGAUAUCUUGUGUUUAUAUUUUUAACAGCUGACCUUUUUAUUUCAAACUGUCUGACUUUACGUGUUUGUAUCAAUGUUUUCACAUCAUAGCAGUCCGCUUCGUUCUUUGGCUCAGCCCAAUGACGCUAAUCUAUCAACUGAGGUGUUACCACCACCACAGCAGCUCAGUCAGUGUGAACGUUGUUUUGAAAAAAAUCCAAGUGUCAAACUUAGGGUAACAUGAGCAGCAUGAAUAGACCACACAGGAAGAAGCCCCUCCUCAGUUACACUUCAGUUCAGCUUGGUGUUCAGACAGUCAACAUGGAGGUCGGCGCGCUCUGCAUCAAACUCUUGGUCCACGUGUUAAUCCUGCUGUGUGCACAUGUUCAAGACAUUGAUUCACUGAUUCUCCGUCUUGAACCAAACAGACUGCAGUUCUUUGAAUACGAGUCUCUGAUCUUCCAUUGUGAGGGCUCUCAUGACUCGACUGGAUUAAAAAUUUUACAUCGGUCCAAAGGGGAAUUACUCAAAUGUAGAACUACAGUGACAUCAAAAAGGUCAUCCUGCACUAUUCCUACUAUUUUUCCAGAGGACAGUGGGCAAUACUGGUGUGAGUCCGGAGAUGGGAAGAGAAGUGAAAUCAUCCACAUCAAUGUUACUGAUGGUCCUGUGAUCCUGGAGAGUCCCAUCAGUGUGGUGGAGGGAGAGGCUGUGACUCUGCGCUGCAGACACAAGACGACCUCUACCAAUCUCUCAGCUGAUUUCUACAAAGAUAGCCACUAUAAAAGAAGAAGCUCUACAGGAAACCUGAGCAUCCCCAGUGUUUCCAAACGUGAUGAAGGAUUCUACAAGUGUAUCUCUGGAGGAAGAGAAUCAGCCGAGAGUCUGAUGGCUGUCCAAGUUGAUCCUGUGAUCCUGGAGAGUCCCAUCAGUGUGGUGGAGGGAGAGACUGUGACUCUGCGCUGCAGACGCAAGACGACCUCAUCCAAUCUCUCAGCUGAUUUCUACAAAGAUGGCCGCCUUAUCAGAACAAGCUCUGCAGGAAACAUGAGCAUCCCCAGUGUUUCCAAACGUGAUGAAGGAUUCUACAAGUGUAUCUCUGGAGGAAGAGAAUCAGCCGAGAGUCUGAUGGCUGUCCAAGUUGAUCCUGUGAUCCUGGAGAGUCCCAUCAGUGUGGUGGAGGGAGAGACUGUGACUCUGCGCUUCAGACGCAAGACGACCUCAUCCAAUCUCUCAGCUGAUUUCUACAAAGAUGGCCGCCUUAUCAGAACAAGCUCUGCAGGAAACAUGAGCAUCCCCAGUGUUUCCAAACGUGAUGAAGGAUUCUACAAGUGUAUCUCUGGAGGAAGAGAAUCAGCCGAGAGUCUGAUGGCUGUCCAAGACAACCAGGGAGAGAAUGUUUCAUCCUGUUCUACCCCUUGGAUAGUUAUGACUGUUUUAUCGAUUCUGUUGUUGCUGGUUGGACUUCUUCAUUUCGGCAAAUAUAUUCAGAACAAAGUCACUGUUGAGGCCCCUCGAGUGGCAGCAGAUGCACCAAGCGACCAAACGAUGUAUGCUGCGAUUACAAAAGACAGGACAAAGAGAGAGCAAGGAGUAUCCAGAACCAUGACGGCGACAGUUCACUCAGCUGGUACCAACCGACCUUUGACACAGGAACCCCUCUAUUCUUUGAUCCAGUCGCAACGUGACGGCUGAAUGAAGGACGAGCAGCACAUGAGACGUUUGGUUGAACCUGAUGUGUGAAAAAACACUUUUUAUUUUAUUUUACAUUGUAGAAAUGGUUUUCAUGCUUUGCGCCCUACAUGUGUUGAUGUUUAAAGAUAUUUUAAAGUGAUGUGGUUUGUAUUUUCAGAUGUAUUAUCUGUUAUUAUCUAGUGACAGUUAAACCCACAUGUUCCAUCUGCUGUGUGUAUUUACGUGAGUGUGAAACUGUGGUCAACCACCGCCUUGAUGCUGCAGCUUCACUUUCAUCUGAAGCACACUGACCGAGUCCAAAUAAAGAAAUGAGUCUGACACUUUAAGUCUAACGUGGUUG